AUGCGGCCCCUUCUGGUCAAUGGCGUCACCGGCGAUGGGAUUGCUCCGGACGCUCUGGAACCCAUCGCCGUCGUUGGCCUUGCUACGCAAUUCCCCCAAGCCACCUCGACCGAAAGCUUAUGGGAGAUCCUUUUGCAGGCACGAUCCACCUGGUCUCCUAUUCCGAAAGAACGAUUCAAUGCCGCCGCAUUCUACCAUCCAGAUCCCGAGCAUGGAGGCACGUUUCAUGUACAAGGGGGGCAUUUCCUCGCCGAGGACCCUGCCUAUUUUGAUGGAUCUUUCUUCAAUAUCACCAGGAAUGAAUUGUUGACCCUCGAUCCGCAACAACGGCUGGUUCUGGAGAAUGUCUUCCAUGCGCUUGAAAAUUCUGGCAUCUCCAUAGCGGAUGCUCUGGGCUCCAACACCUCUGUGUUUGUCAGCGGAUUCAAUCAUGACUACCUCGGCAUUCUCAAUUCUGAUCCUGAGACAAAUAUCAAGUACAAGCCCACAGGAGUCACCAAUUCAAUUCUGUCGAACCGAGUGAGCUGGUUUUUUGAUUUCAAGGGUCCCAGUAUGACCAUUGAUACUGCCUGCUCCAGUAGCCUGGUGGCGCUGCAUCUCGCGGUACAGAGCUUGCGGGCUCGUGAAACAAAUAUGGCCCUUGUCAGCGGCGUAAGUAUCCUAGAGAAUCCCGUGGAGACCAUUGGCAUGAGCCACCAUGGCUUGCUGGGGGCUCAAGGCCGGUCGUUUAGUUUUGAUGCACGAGCAGAGGGCUAUGCCCGGGGCGAAGGUGUAGGCACAGUAGUCCUCAAGCCCUUGUCGAUUGCGGUGAGAGACGGCGAUACGAUUCGCGCUGUGAUUCGGGAGACCGGAGUCAAUCAGGACGGACGAACACCGGGGAUCACUGUACCAAGCGCGGAGGCUCAAGAGAGAUUAAUACGACAGGUGUAUUGGAGAGCCGGUCUGGACGUGGCGGAGACAAGAUUCGUCGAGGCCCAUGGCACCGGCACCCCAACAGGUGAUCCCAUUGAGGCAGGUGCUCUUGCGCGAGCGUUUCGAUGCCAAAGAGACACGCCACUGUACGUCGGUACAAUCAAGUCUACCAUCGGCCAUCUUGAAGGUGGUUCCGGCGUUGCGAGUCUCAUCAAAUCCGUUCUCAUUCUCGAGUCCGGCAUCAUUCCACCCAACUUCGAUCUGCAGAAGGUGAAUCCCAGUAUUCCAGCGAAGGAUUGGAACCUCGCGUUUCCUACUAAAACCACCCCUUGGCCUUCCCCAGGUCUUCGCAGAAUCUCGGUCAACUCAUUUGGAAUCGGGGGCACCAAUGCUCACUGUGUUCUCGACGAUGCUUACCACUAUCUCAACCAACGACGCAUCGUGGCUACACACAAUACAACGAUGACCGUACCAAAGCUUUCAAUGCUCAGGGGAAAGACUUUAAAUCCACAGAUAGACAACAAGACGGCUCACAGUAGAUCAAGCUCUGGCGAUGAAAGCGAUCAUUCCGCUAGCAGCGCUUCCUUUGUCGACACGCCCACAACCGAUGCGUUCUGCUUCUCUCCUGUCCUUGGAGCCUGGGAUUCAUAUACGAGCUUGAACGUCCCCAAACUCUUCAUGCUGUCUGCUUUUGACGAAGAUGGCGUUAAGCGAAACGCAUCUGCGCACGCUCACUACCUUGACCGUAAGAGGAGCCACAAAAAUUCCCUCGACCGAGUGCUUGAUGACCUCUCAUUUACACUUUCGAAUCGCCGAACGAAAUUCCCUUGGAAAAGUGUUGUCAUGGCAUCGACACCGAAAGAGCUUGCUAGAAACCUGUUUGAAUCAAAUUUCACCAAACCUGUCAGGUCGACUCAUGAACCAGAAGUUUCUUUCGUUUUCACUGGACAGGGCGCUCAAUACCAGGCGAUGGGCAGUGCUUUGUUGACCUAUCCAGUGUUCCAGGAGUCACUUGAGGAGGCCUCCGAAUACAUUCGUCGGUUGGGAAGCCCAUGGUCCCUGAUUGAAGAACUGCUCUCCGAGAGGAAGUCUCCCCGGGUCAAUCUUCCUGAAAUUGCUCAUCCGCUCUGCACGGCACUCCAAGUCGCUAUCGUUGACCUGUUGGCCAGCUGGGGUAUAUUUCCAAAGUGUGUGACUGGUCACUCGUCUGGUGAAAUUGCCGCAGCAUACUGUGCCGGUAAGAUAUCACGCGAGGGUGCCUGGAAGGCUGCAUAUUACCGCGGAUAUGUUUCCUCGAAACAACUUUCUGCCAAUGGAGCUAUGAUGGCGGUUGGACUAGAGUUCUCCAAACUGGAGCUCUAUCUCGAUGCCGUUCGCCGGCAGACCCCUGGAGAGCUUAUCAUAGCUUGCUACAACAGCCCCAGGAACAACACCGUAUCAGGUGACGAGGUCAUGAUUGACGCGUUGAAGAAACUCCUCGAUACCAACGGUGUCUUCGCGAGGAAGCUGAACGUCAAGAAUGCCUACCAUUCAGCACACAUGCUCACGAUUUCUGAAGAGUACUUACAACUGAUGGGCAGCAUUUCCAGCGGAAAACGUCUGGCCACACCCCAUGUGGUGCACAUGAUCUCGACCGUCACUGGAGCAGAGGUUAUGGAUGAGCACCUCCCCGGCCAGUACUGGGUUGAUAACAUGGUCUCUCCCGUGAAAUUCACCGAUGGCCUCACUGCAAUGAACAUGCGGUCAUCUGAUACCGGCGAUCGUAUGACCCAUAUCGUGGAGAUCGGACCACACUCGACGUUGCAAAGCGCCAUCAAAGAGACCCUUUCUCUGCACAAAGAUCGAUCGGAUAUCAAAUAUCUUGCCGUUCUCAAACGCAAUGACUCUGGUGUCAAUGUAUUGCUGAAUACGGUUGGGUUUCUGGCUGCUAAUGGCUGCGCAGUGGAUUUGCACAAGGUAAACAUCGCUUCUCGACCACGUGCGAGGCUGUGCAGAAUGUUGGUCGAUCUACCCCCUUACGUCUUCAAGCAUACAGAGAAGAUCCUUUACGAAACUCGGCUCAGCAAGAACACACGGCAAAGAAAAUUCCCGCGUCAUGACCUUUUUGGUGCCCCUGUGGCGGAUUGGAAUGUGGAUGCCCCGCGAUGGAGGCAUUUCGUGCGAUUGAAUGAGAACCCAUGGCUGAGAGACCAUGUGGUCACUGGAAACUAUGUCUAUCCUGGAGUUGGGUAUCUCAUUAUGGCCAUUGAAGCCUCUCGUCAAUUGGUAGAUGACCAAAAGAUCAAUGGAUUCCGGCUUCGUCGAGUUUCCAUCAGAAGAGCCUUGAUAGUUCCAGAUACCAAGGAAGGUAUUGAAGUCAGCCUUUCAAUGACAACGGCAGACAACUCUUCCGAGUCGAGACCAUGGCGCCGGUUCCAGAUCAGCUCAUACAAUGAGUCCAGCGAUGAAUGGACAGAGCACUGCUCAGGGUAUAUCCUUGUUGACCUUAAAUCGUCGCUCGAUCUCGUCGACGAUGGCCGCGAUGGAAAUGAGGAAUCCCGAGCUUGGAAAGCCGAUUUGAAGCAUGCUCAAGAGGUAUGCACCCGUCCAAUGAACUUCCAUACCAUUUACGACAAUCUUCGACAAUCCGGACUCAACUUCGGUCCUCUCUUCCGUAAUCUGGGCAAUGUUCGAUCAAGUGGAUCACGGCUCGGUUCCAUGACUGGCACAGUAACGGUCCCUGACAUCGCGAAAUCUAUGCCAAAGCAGUACAUGCAUAACCACUUUAUCCAUCCAGCGACAAUGGACAGUAUGAUCCAUAUGAUGAUUGCAUCGAUUCUGGAUCAGACCGACAAGUCCUCUUUAGAGACAAUCAGACUCCCCACAUACAUUCGCGACAUGUGGGUUUCGGGAGGCGUGAAGUCCACACCACAUCAUAAGUUCACCGGGCACGCAUCUGUGAGCAUUUGCGCAUCCGAGAAAGUCGAGGGCAUGAUCAGAAUUAUGGAUGAGACAAGCAAUGAUAUUCGAAUUCGCAUGGACGGGAUAGAGCUGACGCCCCUUGAGUCCGGUCUUGCGGAAAACACCGCGCGCCAACUUUGUACUUCCCUAGUGUGGAAGCCAGACUUGAACUUCCUGAAUUCAAGGUCUGCGUGCGAGCUCAGCAUGGUGGAGAAUCAUGACUUUGAUCAAGAUCGGUACUGGAUCAAGCGUCUUCAGCUAGCCUCGAUGCUCUAUGUGACUGAUGCUUUGAAUCAAUUGGCCGGACUUGAUGUGAAGACACUUGACCUUCAUUUGCGCAGAUUCUGGGACUGGAUGGAGCAUACAAAGAAUCUGCUUUUCAGUGAUGAGAUCAUUCAUCUUCCCUACGCCGAAUUCAAGCAGGUCGCCCAAGAUGAUGCAACGAAAUAUGCUAUUUUUGAUGAAAUCGAAGCGCAUAGUUCAGAAGGAGCAAUCACUGCUCGCAUGGGUCGUAACAUUGCCAGAAUCAUGCAGCAGGAAGUCGACCCUCUACACUUGAUGUUUGGUGAGGAUGCAGUUAUGGAAGGCGUCUACAAAGAAGGCCUCCAUCUUUACGAUCUCCCACAGCAUCUUCAAAGCCACCUCUCUCUUCUGCGUCAUCAGUACUCCGAACUGAACAUUUUGGAAAUUGGAGGCGGGACAGGAAGUUUCACAGCUGAAGUUUUGAAAGUUCUUUCGCCCAACCCAGAUGCGAACCAAGGAGGUGUCGCACACUACACCUUCACCGACAUCUCAUCAGGAUUUUUUGAGAAGGCGAAAACUCGCUUCCAGCCAUGGAGUGACAUCAUGACGUUCCAAUCCCUUGACAUCGAGAGAAGCCCUGUCGACCAAGGCUUCCAAACUGGAAAGUACGACUUGAUCUUCGCGGGCAACGUUAUUCACGCCACUGCCAAUCUCCACAAUGCUCUUGGCAAUUUGCGCUCUCUCCUUCGACCUGGUGGACAGCUUAUCAUGCAGGAAGGCAUCAGACAGGACUUCUUGUGGUACCCCCUUGUCUUCGGUCAGCUCCCUGGAUGGUGGCUUGGCAAUGAGCCUAUCAGAAAAUGGUGUCCUUACAUACCAGCUACCGAAUGGAACAAAAUCCUCUCGGAGUCCGGGUUCUCCGGUGUUGAUAUCGAGUACCCGAGCUCGACCCAAGAAGACUUGAGCUGGCAGAGCAUAAUUGUCUCUACAGCCACGCGACCCAAAGUCAAGUCCGUCCGUAAUGUCUUCAUUUUGUCAUCCGGAUCACCUACAACGGCAGGUACAAUCAAUGUCCUUCGCCAGAUGUUUCCGCAAAUAGAGGGAGCGCCGAAAGUGACUAUAGUGGAUCCAUCGCAGCUUGACCGGCUGGCAUACCAAGACGCUGUUUAUCUCUCUCUUAUUGACCUCGAGAAGAACUUUGUGUCUGAAAUGCACGAAGCGGAGUACACCUCUCUCAAGAAGAUGCUGAUGGAAAGCGAAAAUCUGUUAUGGGUAACACCCGAUCAGGGUGAAGAACCGUUCACAAACAUGAGCAUGGGUCUACUUCGCACCGUUCGUUGGGAACGCGAUGCCGAUUGUUCGAACAUCGUGACACUGAAAGUCGCUAAUUGUAAGGGCGUCUCCACGACUACGCUGGCUAUCAACAUUCGCAAGAUCAUUGAACGACAGUUCCUGGAGCAGAACGAUGAUGAUCGCCAUGCAGAAUAUCUUCUCAAAGAUGACACAAUUCACAUUGGUCGUCUGCGUGAAUGGGAGAAGGCAGACAAUUUUCUUAAUCUGCAGUCUUCCAAUCUGGCACUCAAAAUGAAGAGAAUCGGUGAUUUGGAAAAGCCAAUUGAGCUUGUCUCUGGACCGAAUGGUUUGCAUUGGAUCAUGUGCGAUUCCCUUCAGACCUCUUUGAACGACACGGAAGUUGAGGUCGAGGUGCGCGCAGUUGGCCUUAACCCCCAGUCCGGUUCAGCCAGUCAAUCAAACGAGGCUUCCGGUAUUGUCAAGAAAGUUGGCGGUGCAGUGGACAGCCUCGUACCAGGUGAUCGUGUCAGUUUCAUGAGCGCGGAAGCUACAUGUUUCCGGACCUUGGCUCGAGUCGAUCAGACUCUGGUAGUCAGGUUGCCAGAAAAUGUUCCGUUCGAAGUCGCUGCUGGGCUGCCUUCGAUCUACACCGCGGUAAUAUACGGACUGAAUGAUAUAGCCAGGCUCAGCGAGGAUGACACUGUCUUGAUCCAUACUGGUGCCUCUGAUCUUGGUCAAGCAGCUAUUCAAUACGCCAAGAACAUCGGAGCCGAGAUUUACACCACGGUGUCAAAGCCUGAGGACCGAUCAUUCGUCACUUCAGAGUAUGGCAUUCCCGAUGAUCAUGUCUUCUCAUGCGGCAAUCUCAGCUUUGCUAGGGGUAUCAUGAGAAGCACAAAAGGCGAAGGUGUCGAUGUUAUCUUUAAUACUCUGACUGGUGAAGCACUACAAGAGUCUCUGAGCUGCAUGGCCCCGUUCGGUCGCUUCAUUGAGGCAUCCGGCAAGAAAUCUCGGAAUGAUACCAUUAUCGAGCUCAGUUCACUACAACGCAAUGUGACUGUGUCCAGCAUCGACAUGUCACUCCUGAUUAGACGACGCCCGAAGCUUGUUCGGCGCUUGUUGACAGAGACAUUUAAGUUAUUCUUUGAAGGCAAGAUCAGCCAGAUUUACCGCACAACAGUCAUGAAUUUCACACAGAUCAAAGAUGGCAUACAUGCUCUGCGAGAUAAUCAGAGUCUAGGCAAGAUUAUCUUUGUCCCAAAUUCUCUUGAUACCAUUCUUGUUGCCCCUAAUAUCAUGCCUCCUUAUCAAUUCGACGGCAAUGCGUCGUAUCUACUUGCUGGUGGUCUUGGUGGGUUGGGACGCAGCCUGGCUCGUUGGAUGGCUUCCCGUGGUGCAAAGAAUCUCAUUUUCCUCUCACGAACUGGAAUUGUGACGGAGCCGGUCGAAGGGAUGAUUGCAGACCUGGAGACUUUUGGUUGCAACACUCAUAUUUUUGCCUGUGACGUUGCUGAUGCAGAUCGUCUCCGCGCUGUUGUCGAUGAGUGUUUGACUACAUUGCCGCCAAUUAAAGGGUGUUUUCAGGGGUCUAUGGUCUUACGAGACGGUGCUUUUGCCAGCAUGUCGUUCGAUGAUUGGAAAGCCACAAUCAGCCCCAAAGUUCAAGGCUCGUGGAACCUGCACCAAACCCUUCCAGAAAGUCUCGACUUCUUCGUGAUGUUGUCGUCGGUUGCCGGCAUCUUCGGUAACCGUGGUCAAGCCAACUACGCAGCCGGAAACACCUUCCAAGAUGCACUGGCCGCAUUUCGUACUUCCAAAGGCUUGAAAGCAUCCAGUAUCAACCUGGGUAGUGUCUCAAGUGUCGGAUGGGUUGCGGAGAAUCGAAACUCGAUGCCCACGAACACCGCAGUAUUAUUCGAACUCUUGCGUGAGGACGAGGUACAUGCCGCAAUUGAGUUCUUGAUCAAUUCCAGACACGAGACGGCAGAAUCAAAUGCCCCUUCUCAGUCACAAUUGGUUCUUGGUCUCCCAACCGCUCAGAUGUGCGAGAAAAACGGCAUUCCAUCACCGAAAUAUCUCAACUAUGCUCUAUUCACGCAUCUUCGGACAACAACUAUCGCCAAAAAGAGUGAAAAAGGGACACAAAAGACUAUCAGCACGGCUGCACUUCUUACUGCAGCAUCCAGCAAAGAAGACGCCAUAGCCAUUGUCUCAAACGGCCUUGUUGAACGACUGUCUUCCCUACUAGCCAUCCCAACAACAGAGCUCGACCCACAAAGGUUCGGAUUCGGAAAUAUUGACUCACUGGUCGCAAUGGAAUUCCGCUCUUGGAUCGUUAAAGAGCUGAAAGCCGAAGUCUCUCUACUGGACAUUAUGGGUGCGCAGAACAUUUUUAGCCUGAGUGAAAAGAUCGCUCAGACCAGCCGACUUGUCGUGGGUGAAUCAUGA
Messenger RNA from Penicillium maclennaniae, 7836 nucleotides. Its product is annotated as type I polyketide synthase. Lineage: Eukaryota; Fungi; Ascomycota; Eurotiomycetes; Eurotiales; Aspergillaceae. The transcript is spliced from 6 exons. Bases 1 to 7836 code for a protein of 2611 amino acids. Gene Ontology annotation, biological process: secondary metabolite biosynthetic process; fatty acid biosynthetic process. The record is from RefSeq and is a predicted model, not a curated record. Gene Ontology annotation, molecular function: oxidoreductase activity; fatty acid synthase activity; 3-oxoacyl-[acyl-carrier-protein] synthase activity.